UAAUGCUUCUGACGACACUGAAUAAAUAUUUUGCAUGUAAACAAAUAAAUUGAGUGUCUAAGACAUUCGGCAUGUUAGGCGUAUUAUUACCUGAACGGAAAUGAUUUAAUCAAAACAGUAUAUUUAUUUAGAUAAUGUUUAAUUGAUUAAUAAGAACUUUUCGUUAUAUAAUCUGGAAAAGGACGGGAAAAGUGACAAUGUUUACAGACGAAUCGCUGGAUGGAGUGAAUUUUACAUCAACUUGGAAGAAGGAAAGGUACUUAGAUGAUCAGCAGACGCAGACGAUGGAACUUCAGGUUUGCGACCAGUCUGCGCAGUCCUAUAAAUACAUAGAUGAAGGGGUACAAACAGAUGAAGAGCCCAAAAAGAAAUUGAGAUUAGCAGAAGAUCGAUCUGGUCGACUGGUGGAAUUUCUUCAAAAAAUUGAACCCUAUAUUUCAAAACAAUUGAAUAAUAAUCUUAAAAGUAGAGCAUUUGAUGAUUUUGACAUUGGUCUGGAUGAAGACACUUCAGGUGUGAGUUGUAUUCACAGUUUGAUUAAUCCAGCUCUCCUAGGCAAGUUUCAGGUGACAGAUUUAUCAUGGAACUCUACGGGUUCUGUGGUUGCGGCAUCAUUUGGUCAGCUGGAGCAUGAAGAUUGGUGUACGCACCGUACAGCGAUGUGUACGUGGAAUCUGGACCGUAGCAGCAUAAAGGAAGAUAAACCCGACACCACUAUAGAGCUAGACAGUUGCCUUAUGUGCCUCGCAUUCCAUCCAAAAAAUCCAGCCAUUAUUGCUGGUGGAAAUUUUAACGGUGAGGUGUUGCUAUGGGAUCUUAGUAGGGAAGAUGACAUGUUGAUUGCCACAUCAGGGCUCGGAGAGGAUGCCCACCAGGAACCUGUAUCUAAAGUAUACUGGAUCACUGACAACAAGGGAAAGAAAAUAUAUCUGGUCAGUGCCAGUGCAGAUGGAAAAAUUAUACAGUGGAAAAUAGACAGAAAAGCUCAAAAGUUACAGCCUAAAGAUGGUUUUAUGGUGAUGGCUCAGAGUUUACCGUCUAUGAAGGUGAAAGGUGUAAGGGGAGAUAAAGGGAGAAAAAUGCCUUUUGUUAGUGCUGGCAUGGAUCAAGUGAUACGUCUGUACAGCAUUUUACAGGCUCAGCCCGUGUUGACAAUUGAGCCUGGGGAAGGUUAUGUCCAUUGUGUGACAUGGUCACCAGUCAAAGCAACUGUAAUGGCAGCUACAACUCAGGCUGGUAACCUGUUGAUUUACGAUUUGAAAACGACUGGUAAAACUGUCCCCAGUUAA
Molecule: messenger RNA, 1289 nt
Organism: Ruditapes philippinarum (Manila clam)
Lineage: Eukaryota; Metazoa; Mollusca; Bivalvia; Venerida; Veneridae
Product: cytoplasmic dynein 2 intermediate chain 2-like
Biological process (GO): intraciliary transport
Cellular component (GO): ciliary plasm; cytoplasmic dynein complex
Molecular function (GO): dynein light chain binding; dynein heavy chain binding
Source: RefSeq, a predicted model, not a curated record